CACGUGGCGGCGUCGCGGCCAAUAGGAGCGCUCGGGGGCCGGCAUGCAGCGCGCGCUGAGCGGAGCGGCGCGGAUCGGAGCGCGCAUGGCGGAGGAGGCGGCGAAGCGGAGCGCGGCGCGGGCCGCGGUGGAGCAACACGUGCGGGGUGGACAUGUGGUUGGAAUUGGGAGCGGUUCCACCGUGGUGUUCGCCGUGGAGAGACUGUCGGAAAAGGUGAAGAGUGAAAAUUUGAAAAUCAUAUGCGUCCCUACAUCCUUCCAGGCACGACAGCUCAUCCUGGAGCAUGGCCUCACGCUCAGCGACCUCGACAGACACCCUGAGCUGGACGUGGCCAUUGACGGUGCAGACGAAGUGGACUCCAAGCUGACCUGCAUCAAGGGAGGAGGGGGCUGCCUCACGCAGGAGAAGAUCGUCGCGAGCUGUGCCAAGCGUUUCAUCGUUGUUGCCGACUAUAGGAAGCGAUCGUCGGAACUGGGCCAGCAGUGGAAGAAGGGCGUCCCCAUCGAGGUGGUGCCCAUGGCGUACGUUCCGGUAGGGCGCACCAUUGCCGCCCGCUUUGGGGGCACCGCCGACCUGCGCAUGGCUGUCAGCAAGGCUGGUCCGGUGGUCACGGACAACGGGAACUUCAUCCUGGACUGGAAGUUCGACCGUAAGCACGACUGGCAGGUGGUCAACACGCAGAUAACGCUCAUUCCAGGGGUCGUGGAGACGGGCUUGUUUAUUGGCAUGGCGGAGAAGGCCUACUUUGGGAUGCAGGAUGGCAGCGUGGCCACCCAGGAGCCAGGUGAUCAGAAGAACUAGUUGGUGGAGAGGCCGGAGGUGACGUGUCACAGAGCCCUCCCAGUGCUCGCGAGCUCGCAGAUUCCCUUUGCUGUACACUCACGUGAUCGAACGUUCAUCUUGCAGCUUGCCAAAUUUAUGUUUACAUUUGUACGGUGCCUUCGUUUGCCAUGUUGAAUUGCUGGUAUCAUACUGUGUACUAUAAUUUUUGGAAUGCCAAAUAUAACAGCAAAAUCCAAUGAAUGUUUCAGUUUUUUAGUUUCUCCUUGACUGAAUUUUCAUACACAGCAUUUGUUAAAAUAUACGAAGAGACAAUGAAAAUAUAUCAACCAAAUCUUUGCAAUCGUUGAACAGAUAAAACAAAUUUUGUGCAUAUCCACUGCUGUCGACAUAUUUCGACUCGGUACUUGAGAAAAGGGUAGAUAAAUAGUGGAUGCAUUUUUUUAUAUUUUAUAACCUUUGUAGCUGCUGUUGCGGUUGUGAUUUUUCCAGGGGAGAUUAAAAAACAGGCGUAGGUAACUGGUAUUGAAUGCUGGGUCUGGCAUAAUUUGAAUUCACUGCAGAGUGCCUACAACAGUUUAGAAGACUUAGUCCAUAUUAUCAGUAGCACUGCCAGGGUCUGUCUUCUCAUCUGUUUUUCUAAAAGUUUUACGACGCGUGACGUCUUACCAGUGUUCGCAAUGCUUCUUGGCAAGUUUGUGUCCGGUUCAUUUGUGUGAAUUACACUACCAUAGAAACGAUGAUUUGAAAUCGACUCUUGACCAACAGCUGUGUGUGCAUGUUGGAACUUCUUUUGCAUCGCACUUAGCCAACUGAGCUAAUCGGAUGUGCGAAACGUCUUUGAAGUUGCAGUCAAUAAAAAUACAUUCUCUUGAUUAAUUACAA
This is a messenger RNA of Petromyzon marinus (sea lamprey), 1666 nucleotides long. It is a transcript of the gene RPIA, whose product is annotated as ribose 5-phosphate isomerase A. NCBI's taxonomy places the organism in Eukaryota, Metazoa, Chordata, Hyperoartia, Petromyzontiformes, Petromyzontidae. The record is from RefSeq and is a predicted model, not a curated record. Gene Ontology annotation, biological process: D-ribose metabolic process; pentose-phosphate shunt, non-oxidative branch. Gene Ontology annotation, cellular component: cytoplasm. Gene Ontology annotation, molecular function: ribose-5-phosphate isomerase activity.